GGAGCAGGGCUUGCCCGGGCGUGUUGGAGCUGCAGGUUCUCCGGACGCCACGUGCUGCCGUGAGAAGACUCACUGGGCUUUCAGGCUGCUGCCCUGUAGGCAGAUUACCUCCCAGACCUCCCUUGCCCUGAGCGGUGAGCUGAUUGGGAUGGUGGCCCGGGAAGCUUCUGAGUCUGCCCAGUGCCUGUGCCCUUCCCUGGCCAGCCUGAAUGCCAAGGAUGUGCUUCGGAGGAAACACAAGAGGAAGAGCCGACAGCACCAGCGGUUUAUGGCCCGGAAGGCCUUGCUGCAGGAGUAUGGGUUGCGGAACACACCCCCGGAGCCAGGAUCCUCCCCAGGCACCGAAGCCGCCAGCAGUGUGAGGCAACGUCCAAGGGCUGAAUCUGGAGGUGCCCAAGGCAGCAGAAAGCCCACCCCCAGAGAAUCUGCUGGGCCCUUGCCCAGCAAGUGCGUGGCUAUCGACUGUGAGAUGGUGGGCACAGGACCGCGAGGGCGGGUGAGUGAGCUGGCCCGCUGCUCCGUGGUGAGUUACCACGGCGAGGUCCUCUACGACAAGUACAUCCAGCCUGAGAUGCCCAUCGUGGACUACCGUACUCGCUGGAGCGGCAUCACCAGGCAGCACAUGCGCAAGGCCAUCCCCUUCCAGGUGGCCCAGAAAGAGAUCCUCAAGCUCCUGAAGGGCAAGGUGUUGGUGGGGCACGCCCUGCACAAUGACUUCCAGGCCCUCAAGUACAUCCACCCUCGGGGCCAGACCCGGGACACCACUUAUGUCCCCAGCCUCCUCAGCCAGCCCAGCCUCCACGCCCGGACCCGCGUCUCUCUUAAGGACCUGGCCCUGCAGCUGCUGCACAAGAAAAUCCAGGUGGGCCAGCACGGGCACUCAUCGGUGGAAGACGCCGUGACGGCCAUGGAGCUCUACCGGCUGGUGGAGGUGCAGUGGGAACAGCAGGAGGCCAGCAGCCUCCAACCCCACCCUGAGGACAGAGAGCCCGACAGCAGCACAGACAUGGAGCAGUAUAUGGAGGACCAGUACUGGCCGGAGGACCUGGCCCAGGGCACCAGCAGAGGAACAGGAGAGGCACUGGGCAGAACGGAGUGAGGGAGGGGAAGCUCCACUGGAGAGCGGGGACCAGGAGAGUGGCUGGGGCCGGAUGCCACCAGUGUCCCCCAGGGCCUAAAGUGUUGGGACCAUCUGCCCACAGCACAGUCCCCGAUUCUGUGGUUUUGCUGAUGGCACUUUAUAGGCACCAUGAAAAUGGCAGGUGGGCUAGCUGCUUGAGCCUAGCAGGAGUAGGGGAUGCGCCAGCAGACUCCCCACCCCCAGGCUGUGCUGUCUAAAGGGAUGAUCUCUCCCUCCUUGGGGGUGGGUGGGGUGGGUGUCCCUAUUCAAGAAUUCCCUUGUCUUGCCCCAGUGACCUGGGGUAAAGCUCUCUUCCUGUUGUCACCAUCUACCUCUUCCUCCACAGUCAUUUUCAGGAGAAUAACUACUCCCUGAAGCUACAGAGUUAAGGUCACUCAAGGGUCAUUUUGUCCCUUUCUCUCAGGACUGGAACCCUGGUUGUAGCCAUCGUAGGAGCUGCCAGGCUACAAUGGAAUAGCAGAGACCUCAGCUCGUGGGGAGCUGGGUCUUCACUUGCCACCAGAAGUCACCAGGCACUAUUCUGGGAGGAGGGAAGGCAGAUGAGCUUUGGGUGGAGACUCGCAUAUGUAUUUUGACCCAAGUCAGGCAUUCCUCCUGCCCACCCAACGCUAGGCUCUCUUAAGCAAAAGUCUGAGAGACAAGACAGCGGUUUGAAUUCUGGGACCUCUGUGCAGAAUUGCCCACAGGGAUCUUUAUUUAUUGAGAGCAAGGCCAUGGGUCUGUAGGGGAGCAGAGGGCGGGUCCGCUGGGGCCGGGCCGGGCAUUGACAGCUGUGCAGCUGUUGCACUCGGGUGGGUGCCCCCAAUCACUGGUGGCUGGGUUUUCUCCAGAUUUCUAAAAAUGUUCUGUGUCAGGAUUCAUCCCCUACCCCUCUUUCCUUGUUUCCUAAGGGACAGUUUGGGGGUAUUGGGGUAACCCGGAGCUCAGGUCACACAGAACCUUUGAGCCCCAUCUUUGUUCACUACUCAAUAGCUUUGAGACUUAGGCAAGUGUGUGACUUCACUCUUGAGUCUGUUCCCUCAUCUGUAAAAUGGGGAUAAUAACACCACCUACCUCACAGGGUUGUUAGGAGGAUGAAGUGCUGAGUGCUUGGCCCAGUGCCUGGCGCCUAGUAAGCCGGACUGGCUGUGUUUUCUUUAAGGAUCAGUGUUGGGCUUUCCGGGUAACACCUGAACACACCCUCAGGUUGAGUGGCUUUGACCCAGACAGGACUGUCCUCGUGGCUGUUCCAGCAGGUGGGGCACAGGCUGCUGAGGACAACUCAGAGGUUCCGGGCUCUCACCGUUCCCCGUGAUGCUUGGAUUUCACGUGAGUCUGAGUAAAGCAGCAGGGCCAGGAAGGGAGAGACACUAAAACCAUGCAACUGCAAAAGCAGGGCCGCAGAUUGCUCUGGGAGCUGGCUGAGUCACUGACCACGCCUCGCCUGGCUCCAGGACUUUGUUCUAGUUUCCUUAAACGUCCGUAGCUGACGCCACACUCACAGUUGAGAAGUAGCUUUGGUUCUUUGGUCUGUGGGUUGAGGAAGGAUGGAACUGCUAGCAGUGGGGAGAUGUACUGGGUUUAAAAUCAGCUUUGUUGUAAAACCUGGAAAAAAACUCAAUUGGAAAGUGGGUGAAGUGGCCUUUUCUUUGAAUUCUUCAGCUAGGGUGGGAGGGUGGCUUGGGGGAGGGAUGGUGGUGAUGCUGGGGUGCUGAGUCUUGCUGGCUGCUUUGACCUUUGAGGUGGGCGGCUUUCAAGAUGAUGCUUUGGGAUGUAGCAAGAAAAUACUACAGAAUUUAUAGUUUAUUAUUUUUUUUCCUUUAUUUUUUAUAACAUCUUUAUUGGAGUAUAAUUGCUUUACAAUGGUGUCUUAGUUUCUGCUUUAUAACAAAGUGAAUCAGCUAUACAUAUGCA
This is a messenger RNA of Delphinapterus leucas (beluga whale), 3034 nucleotides long. It is a transcript of the gene AEN, whose product is annotated as apoptosis enhancing nuclease. NCBI's taxonomy places the organism in Eukaryota, Metazoa, Chordata, Mammalia, Artiodactyla, Monodontidae. Gene Ontology annotation, biological process: intrinsic apoptotic signaling pathway in response to DNA damage by p53 class mediator. The record is from RefSeq and is a predicted model, not a curated record. Gene Ontology annotation, molecular function: exonuclease activity; nucleic acid binding. Gene Ontology annotation, cellular component: nucleus.